AAAUGAUCAAUUCACUUCCCAAUGAAAUACUGUUCGAGAUUUUUUCCCAUAUGAAUAUUCAAGAAAUAUAUAAACUUGGUGAAGUAUGUCGUUUAUGGAGGCAAUACCGAAACAAGGCUAUCGUAUAUAAUAUUGAACAAUCGAAAUUGCUUAUAUGUACUUCGCCCAAGUUUCAUUUAAAAAACACUUUUGAUUUAUCCAUUUCUUCAUAUGAUGAUUCUACUGGUCUUUUGGAUUUCAAACCUACUUGUUCAUCCACAAGUUUCAACGUCGGAGAAUGUCAAGGUUUACGAAUGGUAUUGGAUAUCUGGCAACAUGAGUCAAAUGAUGUGAUUCCACAGACUUGUUUGGAUCAACUUAGUCCUGCUCUCACUGCCCAAUAUGUAUUUCAUUAUGAUUAUAUAUUAUCACAGCAAAGAAUGUAUCUUCUUCCUCACCUUAAUCAUCUAUCUAAUAGUUACUGCUGGAUUGGUGAUGUAUCUUCUGGAGCAUUCAUUUUACUUGAAAAGGUUGAUAUUCAUCUUGGUAUUGUCCGAAUUGUGCAAGCACGAGUAUCUAUUGAAUGGAUUUUAUCUGGUUACCGGCGAUCUAAGUUUAAUGAUAAAAAUCAUCAACAUCAAAUGAUUUUUAAUUCAAUCAGUAUGGAUUCUUAUGUUCUAUGUGAUUCAUCCACUGGAACUAUAUUGCAGAGUAAUAGUAGUAGUAGUAGUGAUGGAAAUAAUUUGGAUCAUCAAUCUACAUCUAUAGGACGUUGGCAGCAAUUACAUCAACAACUUAUUCUUCGUAAUAUCAAUCCAUCAUCUAUUUGGAAAUACCAUGUGGCAAAAAUGUUUGUCAUAGGAAAGUCAGAAGUGACCCUGAAUGACAUUGUUACAAAAAUAUAUCUUGGAGAAAAUGAUUGGAAAAACGCAAAGUCAGAAUUACUAAAGGCAUUAUUUCCUCAUCAAUAUCAAUCAUCGCCAUCAUCAUCAUCAUCAUCAUCAUCAUUAUUCUUUAAAAAUAGUUUUAUUAGUAUGUUCAAUACAAUGGUCAAUAAAAACAUAUGAUGCUAAUUUGUAGUUGAAAA
Messenger RNA from Halteromyces radiatus, 1066 nucleotides. RefSeq lists its product as uncharacterized. Gene Ontology annotation, molecular function: protein binding. The record is from RefSeq and is a predicted model, not a curated record. Lineage: Eukaryota; Fungi; Mucoromycota; Mucoromycetes; Mucorales; Cunninghamellaceae. The transcript has a single exon. The annotation marks the transcript as partial.